AUGUCCUCGACAUCCAACGUGGAGAACCUUGCCCCACAUGUUAUUCGGAGGGUGGCCAAGGAGCUGGCGGAGCUGGUCAGCCAGCCACCCGAAGGCAUCAAGGUGAUACCGAAUGAGGAGGACGUCUCCGACAUUCAGGCGGUCGUCGAAGGGCCGGCUGGUACCCCUUAUCACAAUGGCCAGUUUCGGGUGAAGCUCGUCCUCGGGAAGUCCUUCCCCUCGGCGCCGCCCAAAGGCUUCUUUCUCACCAAAAUCUUCCACCCCAACGUCUCACGCAGUGGGGAGAUUUGCGUCAACACGCUGAAGAAGGACUGGAAGGAGGACCUCGGCUUGAAGCACAUUCUGCUGGUCAUCAAAUGCCUGCUCAUCGUUCCAAAUGCCGAGUCGGCGCUGAACGAGGAGGCGGCGAAGAUGCUGCUGGAGCACUACGACGACUACUGCAAGCGGGCGAAGAUGAUCACGGAGAUUCACGCCAAGCCCGUGCUGGCGAGCAAUCAGAACAAGAACGUGGAGAACGGCGGUCUGGAGAACCGUUCCGCCAAUGGCCAGCAGCAGCAGAGCCCACAAAAAGGCGGCGGUGGCAAUAGAAAGCACCUCGGCGAGGACGCAAUCGGCGGAGGCGGCAACGGCGGCGGUGGUCCGCUGCUGAAGAAGCUCGCCAGCAAUAGCAACAACCUUCGAUCCUCGAAGCUGGCAGUGAACAACGGCAAGCCGACCACUGCCACUGUCGACUGCAAGAAGAAGCGCGCCCUGAAAAGGUUAUAG
This is a messenger RNA of Rhagoletis zephyria (snowberry fruit fly), 765 nucleotides long. The record is from RefSeq and is a predicted model, not a curated record. Lineage: Eukaryota; Metazoa; Arthropoda; Insecta; Diptera; Tephritidae.